UAGACCUGCAUGUUUUCACUAUCAAAUUGGCAAUAACUGCAUUAGAUGCAAUUACCUACAUCUAAAUAUAGUUUAGUCGUCUAAUAUUCUAGGUUAAACAUUGAUAUUUCCCGAAUUUUUCCGUUUCCCUUGUGAAAAAUCAGAGAAAUUUUCGACGCUCAAUACCAUCAAAAGUGAAAAUCCAAUAUGGCGACCGGAAAAUGCCGACCUCGUUGGUAUACAAGUUUUAGUGUGUCAAAAUAAAGUAAAUAUUGGUUGAUUUGAGCCGAUUUGGUCAUUUCUUGUAAAAGUUUGUUCAGUUAUAGUGAAGAUGUAGUGAUCCGACGCUUUUUUUCGACAGGAAGCCGAAAUCAACAGUUUUUGAACUCUGACCUUUAUGCGCGCCGAAAAAGAAUGGGUUCCCUUCACAAUGUGCAACCAAAUUUGUUAAAAAUGUUCCAGUUCACAUAAAAAACGUGCCCAUGUUCGUCAUCUAUUUUCCUCAGGACGUUGUCGAAGGUUUUAAAUGCCUUGAUCAAAAGUUAAGGUCCUCGUCACAGUCUGAAAUGAGAGAGGACAUCAUGGAAGAGGCAGCAGUAUCCUCCGCUAGCGAUUUCGAUCCUAGCGCAAUAGCUGAGGAGGAAUUUGAACUGCACACUACUUACAUAGUGCCAGAUCUGCCGGUUGGGCAAGGUACCCCCAACAGGGCGGAAUCUACCCUUCCUAGGAACCUGGUGUUAAAACCUUCUAAUGCUCUUUCAGAUGCACAAGGAGUGUGGAGCACGGGAUAUAUCCCACGAGGGACAAGAUUUGGCCCCCUCGUGGGAGAAAUAUACGCCAAAGAUGCGGUUCCGAGCUCCGCAAAUCGGAAAUACUUUUGGAGGAUAUACAAAGAUAAUGAACUUUUCUACUACAUCGACGGAUAUGAUACAUCUAAGGCCAACUGGAUGAGAUACGUAAAUCCGGCGUAUUCAAGCGAAUCUCAAAACCUAAUCGCUUGUCAGUACAAAAUGAACAUCUACUUCUAUACUAUCAAGCCUAUCCUCCCAAAUCAGGAACUUCUAGUAUGGUACUGUAAAGAAUUUGCUGAACGACUAAACUACCCUCUAACAGGAGAACAAAUGCUUCAAAGAAUAAGACAACAAGUACAACAAUCAUCUGAAGUCAUUACUGUAACCACCACUGAACCUGUAAAAGAUGCACCGUAUGAACACCAGCUAACACCAACAGAAGGAAGCGUCAGAUCGGAAGCGUCGGAUCAAGGUUACCAUAGUAACGGAUACCACGAUGACGCGUUCACACCGCCAGAGGAUUCCAGCGAUUCCGACAGUGAAAAUAACUACGUUCUCGAUUUCAGUAAGAAACAAAACUCAAAAGAGAUACCUGUAAUUCAGUCGGUGGUGCAGCAGACCCCUAAAAACGAAUACAGGAAAGUGAAGAUCAAGAUCUCCAAAGCCUAUAAUUAUAAGCCGCUGAAAGGUGACAGUGACCCUGAAACGGGUAAAGACUCACCACCCCUGGAUACUGCAGUACCUGAAAUAAAUUCAUUAACCCCUAGGAUAAUAUCCCCACCGUCGACGGUUAUUGUGAUGGAUUCUCCACCUCAAGAAGUUCCUAAUAAACCCUUUUACGAAUCCGAUGUCAAACAAACACAUUUGAUUCCCCGCUACACACCACCAUCGUCAAGCAUCCUGGAGAACAUUCUUUUACGAAACAGAAUUGAUAACAACAACAACAACGACAGUAAUCAAAGGCAAGCUAAUGCCGCUACACCGCCACCGUGCUCUCCAACUGAAAUGGCAUAUUCUUAUAAAAAGAGUCACAGAUAUGGAACAGUUCCUUGCAGUCCAGAUUCCAGUUCUAACGUACAAAUGAAUAUUUUACCACCGAGUCCUACACCUUCAAUGAAGAUUGGCGGCGAUUCUAGUAGUCCCGGGCAUAUUGCAAACCUCUAUAUGCCAGAUAACUUUCAACAACCGAACUAUUACAAUAUUUAUUCCCCUACAAAUAGUAUCGCUCAAAAUACAAUUACGUCUACUGCUACUCACAGUUACAGCCCUCCUAUUACUACCUUUAGUGGGAACCAUCAUGUCAAUAAUAAUAACUCAAACCCGUCGAGUAUAAUCGUACCAACAAGUCAUGUAAUCAACUCGAACAUUACCCAUCAUCUACUGACUCCUUUGACCCCUCUUCAAACGAAUUGCGGAAAUAGAUCACCCAAUUCGAAAGGAUCUGAUAUGAAAUACGACAUGAACGUGAUUUCAAGUAAUCCCGCAAGUCCAACAGGACAAUCUAGAGGAUACAGGAGCUUACCGUAUCCGCUAAAGAAAAAAGAUGGUAAAAUGCACUACGAAUGCAACGUGUGCUGUAAAACGUUUGGACAGUUGUCCAAUCUUAAAGUUCAUCUACGCACUCACAGUGGCGAAAGACCCUUUAAAUGCAACGUAUGCACUAAAUCUUUUACCCAACUUGCUCAUCUUCAAAAACACCACCUAGUGCAUACUGGCGAACGACCUCACGAAUGCGGAAUAUGCAAAAAACGAUUCUCGUCGACGUCUAAUCUGAAAACGCACCUUAGGCUGCAUAGCGGGCAAAAACCGUACGCUUGUGAUUUUUGCCCGGCUAAGUUUACGCAAUUCGUCCAUUUGAAGCUACACAAACGACUUCAUACAAACGAGCGACCGUAUAUUUGCCAGGAAUGCGGGAAGAACUACAUCAGUGCAUCUGGAUUAAGGACGCAUUGGAAGACCACCAGCUGCAAACCAAAUAACAUUGAAGAUGAGCUUCAUGGCGAAACAUCACCCAAUGGAUAUUAUGAAUAUCCAUCAGAUGGCAGCAUGGGAUCGAUCGAAAUGAAAGAUGGUCACGACGAAUUGAAAGAUUCAUACGACAUGGGCCACCCAACGAUAAGCCACGCGGCACCUCCACAGUCUAUGGGGGCCAUAAGUCGACAAAUAUCCCCUGGAUUCAUCCAGAACACCACCCAAAGACCAUCCCAAAGCAUUCAUCCUGGCAAGGAGACGCGACCCAGCGUCAUUGAAUCAUCUCAACCCCACAUCAUUGAAUGUACCUAAGAUAUUUUCUGCUCAUUAUCUUCUGUAACUAAGUGGCCGAAGAUUGAACAUGACAAUUUAAAUUGAUAAAUAGAAACAUGUUUAAAAAUGUACGCGGUAAUUGAAACAUUGGAGAGAAAUGAAAAGUAUGAAUGGCUUUUGAUCUUCGGAAACUUAGUUUGCUAUACUGUUAAGUUUUUGUAAGUUUAUUUAAUGUUUUUUUUUUCAAACAAAUUCACGAUGGAUUGCUACAGCCGCUGUUUCAAGUUUCAAAAUAAUCAUCAAAUUUAGUUGAACAAUUAUUGUGAAAUGAAGUUUUAAAUAUUAGUUUCAUGUUUGCUCCAUAUCAAUGAAGGUAUUAUUUUAUUUUGCAAGAAAUAUACUAAAAUUCAUUAAUUAUUAAUUAAUAGCAUUAGGUUACAAUUAUUGUUUUUCUUGUAGAAAAAAUCAUAAAAAUAAGUUAAAAAAUUAAAUAACACACACUUAUAAAGAUAAAGGUCAGUACCAAAAAGAAACUACACUGAGAUGCAAAAAGCGCAACGGAAAAAGUAUUGGCCUAAUUUAAAAUGUAUUUUUUUUAUUCUUAUCUCUAUUUCCUUGAUUUUUUAGCAAACUGUAUAUAAAUAUAUCGACUUUAAAUAAAAAGAGAAUAAUAGAA
This is a messenger RNA of Sitophilus oryzae (rice weevil), 3690 nucleotides long. RefSeq names its product PR domain zinc finger protein 1 (gene Blimp-1). Gene Ontology annotation, molecular function: histone deacetylase binding; RNA polymerase II cis-regulatory region sequence-specific DNA binding; DNA-binding transcription repressor activity, RNA polymerase II-specific. NCBI's taxonomy places the organism in Eukaryota, Metazoa, Arthropoda, Insecta, Coleoptera, Curculionidae. The transcript has 8 exons. Bases 462 to 3053 code for a protein of 863 amino acids. Gene Ontology annotation, cellular component: cytoplasm; nucleus. Gene Ontology annotation, biological process: cell fate commitment; regulation of transcription by RNA polymerase II. The record is from RefSeq and is a predicted model, not a curated record.